Molecule: messenger RNA, 2226 nt
Organism: Beauveria bassiana ARSEF 2860
Lineage: Eukaryota; Fungi; Ascomycota; Sordariomycetes; Hypocreales; Cordycipitaceae
Product: hormone-sensitive lipase
Exons: 1
Coding region: 1-2226 (741 amino acids)
Biological process (GO): triglyceride catabolic process
Cellular component (GO): cytosol
Molecular function (GO): triacylglycerol lipase activity; sterol ester esterase activity
Source: RefSeq, a predicted model, not a curated record
AUGAUUGACCACGUCCUGGGCCGGCCCUCGACCAAGUCGCGGCGCCUCCAGGUCCUGGCCGUGCUCGCCCUCUGGAGCGUCUACCUGCACAAGGGCGGCGCCCACGGCCCGCCGGGCAUCCGGCACCUCUCCCGCUUCUUCACCCGACGCCUGACGUCGUGGCAAGUCUUUGUGCUCACCAUGCUGUCCGCCUACGCCGCGCGCAACUUUUCCGCCCUCGUCGGCCUGGCGAGCCCGGAACCCAUGGCCAACAUGUACGACUCGACCUACUUUCGCGCCACCUGGGUGCUGACGGCCAUGGACGCCGGCUUCUGGACCGCCAUGCGCAUCCGCGCCAAGUGGGCGCGCGACAUUGCCAGCGUCGUCUUUUCCGUCUUUUACCUCUUCGCCGCCGAGAGGGCCGACGAAAAGGUGCGCAAGGUGAGAGGCAUGAUUACCGUGGAGCACAUGCGCUUGGCCUGGAACAAGGGCACGACGCCGUAUCUGCGGGUGCUGCAGAGCCUGAUGCGUCCGCGCUUUACAAAGUGGCCGCCGCGGCAGGUGCGCAUCCCGCGGCCGGCCAACAGCGAUUACAAGGAGCCCGUGUCGGCGUGGCUGUACUUUGACGGGCCGCUCGCCGACCUCAAAAAGCAUACGCGCCUGGUCCUGGACGUCCCGGGCGGCGGCUUCGUCGCCAUGGAUCCGCGCUGCAACGACGACAAGCUGUUUGCGUGGGCGACCAAGUCUGGCCUGCCGAUUCUCAGCCUCGACUACAAAAAGGCGCCCGAGUUUCCCUACCCGUACGCGCUCAACGAGGUAUUCGACGUCUACGCUACACUCAUCCGCACGCGUGGCAAGUGCAUCGGCAUGUCCGGCGAGACCGUCCCCCAAAUCGUCAUCACCGGCGACAGCGCCGGCGGCAACCUGAGCGUGGCGGCGACGCUCAUGAUCCUCGAAACGGCCAGCACGCCCUUUCGCAAGACGCCGCGGGGCAGCACGCUCCCGCCGCCCGACGGCCUGGUCUGCUUCUACCCGGCGCUGGACAUGAAUAUUGGCAACUGGAUGACCGACGAGCAAAUGUCGCUGAUUCGCGACCGCAAGUUUCGCAAGACCAAUCUCGCCAUUGUGCGCAGAAAGAGCCGCCAGUACACCGACGUUGUCGGCACGCCGUACCAUUCCGAGGACGAGGACGAGUCAUCACCCAGGGACACGGCCGAACCACAACCAGCCGGCGACCCCAUCGACCAGCUCCAAGAAUCACGCCCAGAAUUUUCCCACAGCGCACCGCAGGCGCUCAGCGCGCCGACGUCGCCGGCGGCUACGACGGCCACGACGACGACCACGACCGUGUCGCACCGCCCGGAGCCGAUGAAGACGCGACUGGCCACGUCGUCCAUGAUUUCCUACGUCAACGACCGCGUGCUCACGCCCGAGAUGAUGCGCGCCAUGAUUAUCCUCUACAUUGGCGAGCACAACCGGCCCGACUUUUCGCAAGACUACCUGCUCAGCCCCGUUCUCGCGCCCGACUACCUCCUCGCCCGCUUCCCCAAGACGUACUUUAUGACGGGCGAGCGCGACCCGCUCGUCGACGACACCGUCAUUUUUGCGGGCCGUCUGCGCCGCGCCAAGGAGGAGAUGGCGACCACGCGCUCCGGCCUUUUUCCCGAGGACGAGCGCGACGGGCAUGCCGACGCCGCGCCGGAGGUGGUGCUGAUCCCUGGCGCCUCGCACGGCUUCAUGCAGUUUCCGGGCAUCUACCCGCCGUCGUGGCGGCAUUUUGAACGCAGCGCCGAGUGGUUUGACCAGCUAUUCGCCGACGCGGACGAGACGAGAAAGAGACAGAGGCGGGCUAGGCGGGCUAAGCGGGCAAGGCGGCAAGAAGAAGAAGAAGAUGAUGAAGCAGAAGCGGCGGGUCGCGAAAAGGCAACGGCGACGGCGACGGCAGCGGCGGUGGCGGUGGCGGAAUCGAGCGGCGACGAGGAUAGGCCGUUGGAGAUUAGCAUGACUAAGCUGACGCGAGGACGGAGCGGAACGGUGAGUCAAGAAGACAAGAAAAAGAAGAAGGAGCAAGUCAACGGAGGAAGCGGGGAAGUGGAGGGAGAGCGAGAGGAUGAGAAUGAAGAGCGGCCCAAGCGCAAGAUUAAGCAAAACAAGAGCUUGUUGAAGCUCAAGAGCACAGAUGACUUGCUGGGGCGGCGCAUGGCAGGCGUCGCGAGCGGAUUGACGGGGACGGGCGAGCAAGAUUAA